Molecule: messenger RNA, 2455 nt
Organism: Megalopta genalis
Lineage: Eukaryota; Metazoa; Arthropoda; Insecta; Hymenoptera; Halictidae
Gene: Hn
Product: phenylalanine hydroxylase
Biological process (GO): L-phenylalanine catabolic process; L-tyrosine biosynthetic process
Molecular function (GO): phenylalanine 4-monooxygenase activity; iron ion binding
Source: RefSeq, a predicted model, not a curated record
UAUAAGUACAUUGUAUCAGCAUAACAGAUAAGUAUAAUGUAUAAGUACAGCGUACAAAUAUAACGUAAAAAUACUAAUAUAUAAAUAUAAUGUAUGACUAUAAUGUUUAAUUAUAAUGUAUAGCUAUAAUGUAUAAGUAUAACGUAUAAAAAUUUCAUUCGUCUUAUACAUUUGAAAGUGAACGAUAAUGUUUGUCUCUACACAAUAUGGUCGACUCGAGAAGAUAUUAGCAUCGACACGCCUUAAAAGUUCGUAAUGAAUUAAAACUCAGCUCUCGACAUAUCCAUAUGUAUAUUAUCUACAAGAAAACAACUAACAGAUUGUGCAAGCAACGAUGAAUACAUACUUCUUUGCAGUUAUUGGCAGGGACAUUUUUUUUAAAGGCCACAGGCGGUAUCUCAUUAAAACUAACUAACGCGGCACUGCAGAAAUCAGUUACAUUAAGACACUCAGCUUGUGAAAGUCGUUACAGUUUCGAUCACGUUACACCGUCUCACAUAUUACAUCGUUAACCUUGUGAAAUGUACGCAAAACCAAAGACGGAAACCAUGAAGGAGGACGUUUCGAAUAUUUCAUUGCUUGAUAUGCCAAAACUAAUACAUGGCGGCAAUUAUAUAAAAGAAGGUAAUGAUUCUGCAAAAAGUACCUGCCUGAUAUUUUCUCCGAAAGAAGAGGAUUCCGUCGGCGCAUUAGGAAGAUAUCUGCAAUUGUUCUCCGAACACGAAGUCAAUUUGUUACACAUUGAAUCCAGAAGCUCUCUUCGCCAUACAGAGGUCUAUGAAUUUAUGGUGGAGUGUGCACCUGGUGGAAAUCUUGGCGCUGUAGUGGAUACCUUACGUGAACAGUGCAGUUACUUUUCGAUCAUUUCUAGAAAUCACAAGGAUAACAUGGGAACAGUCCCGUGGUUCCCACAGAGAAUCAGAGAUCUGGACAAGUUUGCCAAUCAAAUUCUGUCAUGCGGCGAGGAACUGGACAGUGACCAUCCUGGAUUUACGGACCCGGUUUACAGACAGAGACGAAAAUACUUCGCUGACUUAGCUGCCAAUUACAAACAUGGCCAGCCCAUUCCCAGAGUGGAGUACACCAAGGAAGAAGUUGGAACGUGGGGUGUAGUUUUUAGAAACUUAACAAAACUAUAUCCAAAAUACGCCUGCAAAGAGCACAACUACGUCUUUCCUUUGCUUAUCGAAAAUUGCGGCUACAGAGAAGACAAUAUCCCUCAGUUGGAUGAUAUAUCAACCUUUCUGAAAGAUUGUACUGGUUUCAGCCUUCGUCCUGUCGCUGGCUUGCUGUCUUCCCGAGACUUUCUGGCCGGUUUGGCUUUCAGGGUAUUUCACUGCACGCAAUACAUUCGGCACAGAAGUAAACCAUUGUACACACCUGAACCUGAUAUCUGCCAUGAAGUAUUGGGUCACGUACCCUUAUUCGCUGAUCCUUCAUUCGCGCAGUUUUGCCAAGUUGUCGGUUUGGCAUCCCUCGGAGCUCCCGACGAGUACAUUGAGAAACUUUCCACGUGUUUUUGGUUCACUGUGGAGUACGGUAUCUGUCAACAAAACGGCGAGUUAAAGGCGUACGGCGCCGGCUUGCUUUCCUCUUUUGGCGAGUUGGAGUAUUGUUUGAGUGGUAAAGCAGAAUUGCGGCCUUUCGAACCGGCGAAGACAUCGUUGCAGAAGUACCCGAUAACAGAAUAUCAACCCGUCUAUUUCGUUGCCGAGGACUUCGAAGAUGCAAAACAAAAAAUGAUUAAAUUCGCUGAGAGUAUUCCAAGAAAAUUUGGAGCAAGAUACGAUCCAUACACUCAGAGUAUCCAUAUAAUUGACAGCAAGCACCAAAUCGAAGAUCUUAUUCACAACGUGAAUCAAGAAGUACAAAUUUUAAUGGACGCUUUGAAGAAACUGAAACAGUAAAGUAAUACUCCCUAUCACUAGUCUAUAACGCAUCACCGAAUCAUUCUUUUCAAAAGGAACCACAUAACUCUAUCAUUUUCCAUUAAGGUCACGGAAAUAUUUCCCCACUCACACUUUCCUAUCAGCUAUACUGCGUGAAUGAUGCAACUUACUGACUACAAUAGAUCACCUUAUUUGAAUUUGUCCGAAUUAAAAUACUCACCGCAACAAAUACAGACUCAAAUUGUAGACUAAUCUUCCGAAAUGUAUCAAAAAACUCAAACUAACUGAUAAAAUACAAGUAAACGAAAUAUUCAUCUUCAUCCCAAAUAAUAAAAUACUUUAUACGACGAUAAACCCGAGAAAAAAACAUGGUUAUAAUGAUUAAUUAACUAACAUAACAUUUCUAGGAACGUAUCUGUAAGCUUACAAUAAUAAGUUCAUUUACUUUAUUUUUGUACAACAAUGAUUCUAAAAUAGAUGUUGAGAAACUGAGACUUCGAAUGCAAAAAAUUGAUAACAUUGGUUUGGAAUUAUAUUUGAAUCAAUAAAAAUAAUUUUGUACUGUA